UCAAGUUGAUGAGUCAGCAGAAGGUAUAUUAAAAUGGGAGCAGCAGAUGGUUGGUGAGACCAGCCAGAAGCACCAUGGGGACCGCGUAAAUAAUUAUUACCACCAUCGGGCUUCGCAAGGAUUAACGUCAUGUCAUUACCAAAGAUUCAAGUAGAGGAAGUGGACCAUGAUGCAGAGAGCAGCUCCAUCCCACCAGGUGACGACCACCUAAGGAACUUGAAGGCCCUGACGGAGAAGCUGAGGUUAGAAACCCGUAGGCCAUCGUACCUAGAAUGGAAGGCAAAGCUCGAGGAUCAGCCGUGGAAGAACCCAGAAGCUCCCGUGGAACAAGAAGUUCAGGAAACCGGCCAAGGUGAUGACGAGACAUUAGCACCACUCGAGCUGAAACAGAUUCAGGAAAUCUCGGGUGCCCCCAAACAGAACUCUCCGGAGUCAAAGAAAAUACACGGCUUUGAUAGUAUUGAUGAAGCCCUUACCUGGCUAAGGAAGGAGCUGACAGAAAUGCGUCUCCAGGACCAGCAUUUGGCCAGGCAGCUCAUGAGGCUACGAAGUGACAUCAACAAGCUGAAGAUCGAGCAGACGUGUCACCUUCAUCGGAGGAUGUUGAACGACGCCACCUAUGAACUGGAAGAGAGGGACGAACUAUCGGAUCUGCUCUGCGACUUCCCCAUGAUGUCCUCUUUUGGACUGUCCACGCCUCUGAAACUUAUUGGAGUUACCAAAAUGAACAUCAAUUCUCGGAGGUUCUCCCUCUGCUAGAACUGUGGGAAGCUCCUCAGUGGCUCUUACAUCAACGCCAACAAACUGAUGGAAUGUUUUGCUGCCUUAUAUAAAACACCAGCCAAUCACACAAGCUGACGCGGUGACUGGCGACACAAAGUAUGUAGCAAUGCACGGCAGUGAACCUGAAUCCGGACCA
Molecule: messenger RNA, 919 nt
Organism: Nanorana parkeri
Lineage: Eukaryota; Metazoa; Chordata; Amphibia; Anura; Dicroglossidae
Gene: FAM167A
Product: family with sequence similarity 167 member A
Exons: 2
Coding region: 130-759 (209 amino acids)
Source: RefSeq, a predicted model, not a curated record